Xiphophorus hellerii (green swordtail) is the source of this 2294-nucleotide messenger RNA. RefSeq names its product zinc finger protein with KRAB and SCAN domains 3-like. The transcript has 3 exons. Lineage: Eukaryota; Metazoa; Chordata; Actinopteri; Cyprinodontiformes; Poeciliidae. Gene Ontology annotation, cellular component: chromatin; transcription regulator complex; PcG protein complex. Gene Ontology annotation, molecular function: DNA-binding transcription factor activity, RNA polymerase II-specific; RNA polymerase II cis-regulatory region sequence-specific DNA binding. Bases 94 to 1449 code for a protein of 451 amino acids. The record is from RefSeq and is a predicted model, not a curated record. Gene Ontology annotation, biological process: regulation of transcription by RNA polymerase II.
UUGCCAAUUUCCAAAAACAUCGAAGAAGAAUUGUGCAUGGCCUAAGCUAGAAAACUGCUGCAUUGUCCCAUUCCUGCUAAUAUUUCAGCAACCAUGUCUUCAGCUCAGCAUCUCAGAGAGUUUAUCAGAGAGAGACUAACUGCUGCUGCUCAAGAAAUCUUCACCGAGGUUGAAAAAACCAUCAUUUGCUACGAGGAAGAGCUCGAUGCUCAGCGCAGGAUGAUGGGGAUCAACUGGAAACCAGAAAUUAAGCUACACAGAGUCGGUUCGGAGCUGCAGAGACAAAGUUCUGACCUCCAACAGCCAAGUGUCUCCAAUGAGGAAGAAGCUUCUGCCAUCCAACAAGUCUGUAGCCUGGCAAGUAGGUCCAGUCAGGAUCAGAAAGAAGCAGAACAUCAGUGGACUGAAGAGGUACAGAUGGAACCAGAACCAAAAUGGAUUAAAGAAGAAGAGGAGGAACCAGAACCUGCACUGCUCAAACAUGAGGAAUUGGAUUAUCCACUAACAAAUGUAAAAAAAGAGGAGUUGGAUUGUUCAGUGCUUCAACAUGAACAGCAGCCACCAGAACAUUUACCAACUGGACAGGACCAGAAGAACCUCUGCAGCAGUCAGGAGGGAGAGCAGCUUGUCCAGAAGCAGUUUGCUGCUUUGAUUGAGACUUCUACUCUUCAGGAAGAUGAUAUGAAUGAAGAAGAGAGAAGAACUGAGCAGCUUUCCCUUCAUAUCUCUCCAGUGGUUGAGAGCAAAGAUCAGGAAGGAAGCAGCUCCUCUGAGUCAGAGAGUCAGUCUGGUACCAGUACAAAGAAAAGAUCUUUCAAAUGUGACAUUUGUGGGAGAUGUUUCCCACAACAGAGUAAUUUUUUAAACCAUUACAGAACUCACACUGGUGAGAGACCUUUUUCAUGCCACUCAUGUGGAAAAGGUUUUUCUCAUAUUAGUAAUUUUUAUCGUCACAAGAAAAUUCAUACAGGUGAGAGGCCUUUUUCAUGUGAAACAUGUGGAAAAAGUUUCUCUAAUAUGAGAAAUGUAAUUCGUCACAAGAAAAUUCAUACAGGUGAGAGGCCUUUUUCAUGUGAAACAUGUGGAAAAAGUUUCACUAAUAUGACAAAUGUAAUUCGUCACAAGAAAAUUCAUACAGGUGAGAGGCCUUUUUCAUGCCAGUCUUGUGGAAAAAGUUUCUCUCGAAUUAGUCAUUUAAGUGACCACAAGAAAUUUCAUACCGGCGAGAGACCUUUUUCAUGCCAGUCAUGUGGAAAGAGUUUCACUCAACGUAGUGAUUUAAAUCGUCACAAGAAAAUUCAUACUGGGGAGAGACCUUUUUCAUGCCAGUCUUGUGGAAAACGUUUCAUUCGAAGUGGUCAUUUAAAUCGUCACAAGAAAAUUCAUACUGGGGAGAGGCCUUUUCAUGCCAGUCAUGCAGAAAGAAUUUCACUCGUCUUAGAAACUUAAAUCAUCACAAGAUAAGUCAUACAGGUGAGAAGGGUUCUCAUGAUAAACAAUAAAUCAAUCAGCAGUAAAUAAAUAUAUGCUUAAUAAUAAAAUGAUGGCUAUAAUAUUACUUCUUUGUUUUUAUUGUCUCUCCUUCUACAAAGAAACUGGAUGAGAAAAAGUUUCACUCCCGUGCCUCCUGCUAUUUCCUCCCUCUCAUUUUAUUGGUAGCGGCUAAACACACAGGGAGCUAAAAGCGUCAAUUUUCUUCCACUCUGGCUGAACUGAACACCUGGCACACGAUAGCGAUAACAAAAAAAGAUGAAAGGUUUCCAACUUUCUUGCAUAGCGUCUAUAGGUGUAUGAGCUAGAAAUGUCACAUGCAUGAAUUGUGUCUUUUGUUCGGCUGGAUGAGAGCUAGCGACUGUCGUCUCACUACGCAAUCUCCAUAAGAGGGAGAAGCGCCGUCUCCUGUCAUCGUGUGACCAUUACUUCAGUUACCUGCUGGGCUCCUUGUCUCCUACCACACAGUGUAGCAUAAAGCCUGGUGAGGAGGAGCAAGAGGUCUGGGAGCCUCUUGGAUUCAAACUACAGUCUAUCCAUGUUUCUUAUAGACAAAGUUACUUAUAAAGAGAAACCCUUUCAUUUGUCCUUUUCUUUUUUUCUCUUCUUUGAAAACCUGGAUGUUAUUUUCUUGGCUGCAUUGUUCCAGUCAGUCGUUGUAGUCUUUGGCUGCUGCUGAACACUGUUGCCUACAAGUUCACUAAGCAGGAGCAAACCAUUUAAUACAGAUCCACAGGGCUGUUGAGUAAAUAUGGAUCUUUGCUUUUUGAUCUGGGAAUGGUAACUUUUAAUUUGUACUGCUA